This is a messenger RNA of Chlamydomonas reinhardtii, 2509 nucleotides long. RefSeq lists its product as uncharacterized. Lineage: Eukaryota; Viridiplantae; Chlorophyta; Chlorophyceae; Chlamydomonadales; Chlamydomonadaceae. The transcript is spliced from 12 exons. The record is from RefSeq and is a predicted model, not a curated record. Bases 269 to 2278 code for a protein of 669 amino acids.
UUACGCAUCGCCUGCGCGAGCUUGUUAGCAUUCGUCCCCAAGCGGUUGGUUUCACACCGGCAACGAAGCUGGUCCGGUGGGGUUGCAUCAAUUGACAGGAUUUUAAAUUAUGUACAACAAUAGCAACUGGCUCCAAUGACAUGACGUGGUGGAGCUCCGAGUGCAUGGCCAGACGGUUUUGUGUUCAGCAGGCGGCUCCACUGCUCCAGGCGCAGCGCCCCAUUGCCAUAGAGGCUAGCAUUUAGGGCUUUUACAUUGUGCUUGCCCGAUGGGGCCCGGGAACGCGGAUUUGCCAUAUUUCUUGGACUCCAUCGUGGCGGAUUUUCUGCGCCUGCUACACGCUGUCGACACGUUCCCGCGGGGUGGGCUCUACUCGGGCUAUUACGCCAUUCAGGCAGCGCAGCGCUAUGAGCGCUACUGGACCGCGGUGUUAAAGACUCGGCCCGUGGGCAAGGGCGGUGCGGCAAUCCUGCCCCCGCUGGAUGUGGCAUACGCAUGGCUGGUUCACCGGCAGGACCCGGCCGGCUACAAGUCCGCCAUGACGGCCCUGGGCGUGGCCAAGCCGCACCCCGCCAGUGCGGAACAGGCUUUUGGGUUCUCAGUCGACCGCGCGGACCGGACGGAGUGGAAGAAGGUGGCGAAAGAGCACCCACAGUGGCCACCGCCGGCCCCGGGCUCCCUCUAUGAUGUGGAAAGCGAGUAUCAGAUACACGGCAGUAGUCCCCGCAACGCCACGGGCCUGGCCAACGCCAUGGUCCACUUUUCGCGGCUGUUGCACACCUGGCUGCGGCCGCACUUCCUGGACAGCGCCUUCCUGCAGCGGGCGUGGGGCAGGUUCGCCAAGUUCCUGCGCCUGCACAUAGCGCACCCGCAAGAGGUGCUGGUGCCGGCGGCCGACAUCGCGCUCAUCUGGCACACCUACCUCGGCCUCAAUGACCGGUACGAAGAGAUGUGGGUGCUGAUGUUCAAACGCCUGCAAAAGGACAGCCCGCUGCAGCAGCUGCCGGCGGAGCUGUGGCGGCCCGACUACCUAGCCCUGUCGCCCGACAUGCGAGCUGAAGCGUACGGCAGAACCGCGGUGCUGUACCAGCAGAUGUACGGCGAGCCGUACGACGACCCGGAUACGGCGUGGAUUGCGCCCGAGGUGCCGUACCCGCUGGCGGCGCCCGGGAGCCCCGUGGCUGCCUACUUGUGUGUAAUGGAGGACGCCCCGAAGCCGAGUGCGCACUACCUGGGCACAGGGCGGGCAGAGACGUUGUUUGGCAAGGGCCAGUCCUGGGCAAGUAGUGCCAAGGUGCCGCGCGCCGGCGCACACGCGCUGUACCUGGCGUGGCUCAUGUCGAGCCGCGCCGAGCACUACUAUGACAACGCGGGCUACCAGCGGUGCUGCCUACCAAGCAAGGUCGUGCGCACCAAGUACACCAAGGCUCUGUCCACGGCCGUGGCGGCGGUGGUGUCGUGCGCCUACUUCCUGGACCUGCCCGCGACAUCCAAGCACCCCUACCUCCGUUGCAUCAACGUCAGCAACAGGCAGUGGAAGCCGCCGUACACUGCUGCAGGCGCGACGGCGGCAGCGGCCAGCAGUACUAGUGCCGCCGCCGGGCAGCAGCCGCCACAGCCACCAGCGCCGUCGCCACAGUCACAGGCGCUGCAGCAGCAGCCCGCCGCCGGCGGCGGCUUCUCGCCUAUCGAUGUGGAGCUGCUCCUGCGCCCCAGCAGCCAGGAACACCUGCUGAUAGGGCUGAAUCAGCUGCUGCAACUAGAUGGCGGCGGCGGCAGCAGUGGCGGCAAAGGUGGCGGCGGCAAAGAUGGCGGCGGCGGCGCAGGUGCAGCAGGAGGGGCCCGGGGCAGUGUGGCGCUGCUGUGGAGCAUCUUGGGCGACAAGGCCGCCGCCGAGCUCGCGCAGCUGCUGUUCAGGAGCGCAUGGAAGACGGCGAUUGCCACCAGUGUGGGGCACAUGCAGCGGGAGUAUGUGCACAAGAAGUUCAACGCACGUGACCGCGACUGCGUGUAUUACUACGGCACAACUGACUACUACCACGCAGGCAUGCUGUACUACGCGUACGGGGCGGAUGGCUACGCCUUCGAUGAUCCGCGGCGCAAUCAGUUCGAUGGAUCCAUUAUGGCUGUGGGCGGCGGUGAUGGCGGCGGCGGCGGCGGCGGCGGUGGCGGUUGGGGUGGCGGCUGGGGCGACGGUGGCGGCGGAGGUGGGGGAGGCGAGGGCGGCGGUGGCGGUGGUGGUGGUGGUGGUGGGUGCGGCGGGUGCGGCGGCGGAUAGACCGGUUUUGAUUGGCUGGCGGAAUGUGCGUUGGCUGCUGCAUGCGUGUCCCAAUAAUGUUGCACGCGGGGAUGUGUCUUUGAAUCAGGAGAGCACACACGCCGGUGAGGGGGCCCUGCUGGACACAAGAAUAGAAGCAUAUAGAAAGACACCCCGUCGUGCGCGAGUUUUCCGAAGAUGCGUAGGAAAAAAAAGGCAACCACCACGGGAUGUCGGAAGAGGGCGCGAGUU